CACUUGCCCAGGCAUCGUCCAUCAACUCGCCACAGCCAUCAUUAAAUCAAGCACACAGUACACACACCACCACCAACAACAACAACAACGUAACGAGAGCGCAAGAGUUUUCUGGAGAGGAAUUGAAGAACACCACCGAGUCACCUGAUCCGUCUAGCGGCGACGAUGGGCCCCAACAUGUCGGCGUACAGCAGCAAGCAGCGGGCGGCGCCGAAGCGGGCGUACGUGACGUUCCUGGCCGGCGACGGCGACUACUGGAAGGGCGUGGUGGGGCUGGCCAAGGGCCUGCGCCGGGUGCGCUCGGCCUACCCGCUGGUGGUGGCCGUGCUCCCCGACGUGCCGGAGGAGCACCGCCGCAAGCUGCGCGAGCAGGGCUGCGUCGUCCGGGAGAUCCAGCCGGUGUACCCGCCGGAGAGCCAGACGCAGUUCGCCAUGGCCUACUACGUCAUCAACUACUCAAAGCUCAGAAUCUGGGAGUUCGUGGAGUACGAGCGCAUGGUGUACCUUGACGCGGACAUCCAGGUGUACGAGAACAUCGACCACCUGUUGGACCUGGAGAAGGGCCGCUUCUACGCGGUGAUGGACUGCUUCUGCGAGAAGACGUGGAGCCACACCCCGCAGUACAAGAUCGGGUACUGCCAGCAGUGCCCGGAGCGCGUGUCCUGGCCGGAGCAGGAGCAGGAGCUGGGCCCUCCGCCGCCGCCCUACUUCAACGCCGGCAUGUUCGUGCACGAGCCGAGCCUGGGCACGGCCAAGGACCUCCUGGACGCGCUGGUGGUGACGCCGCCGACGCCGUUCGCGGAGCAGGACUUCCUCAACAUGUUCUUCCGGGACGUGUACAGCCCCAUCCCGCCGGUGUACAACCUGGUGCUGGCCAUGCUGUGGAGGCACCCGGACAAGGUGGAGCUCGGAAAGGUGAAGGUGGUGCACUACUGCGCCGCGGGGUCCAAGCCGUGGAGGUACACGGGGCAGGAGCCCAACAUGGAGCGCGAGGACAUCAAGAUGCUGGUGAAAAAGUGGUGGGACGUCUUCAACGACGAGAGCCUGGACUACAAGGGCCCGGCGGUGGACGGCGAGGCGAGGCAGCCGCUGCGGCAGGCUCUGGCGGAGGCCGGCGCCGCCAAGUACUUCCCGGCGCCCUCGGCAGCCUAGACAGGCGGAUCGCUCGAUCGCCAAUCGUACUAGUCUACUGCGGCAGGUUUUUGGUGUUGUAGAUCAUGAGCAUGCAGUAGCGGACUGUUCAGUUGAGUACCGCCUUUGAAUUGUUCAGGUUAUCUAUAUAUUUCUUUUCUUUUGAGUGUGGUAAAAAAAGAGAGAGAGGAAAGAAGAGUAGUUGAGUUUGUACGUAGUGCAUGCAUUUUGAAAUCUUUUUUUCAUGGUUA
Messenger RNA from Panicum hallii, 1382 nucleotides. Its product is annotated as galactinol synthase 2-like. The record is from RefSeq and is a predicted model, not a curated record. The coding region runs from base 166 to 1152 and encodes 328 amino acids. Gene Ontology annotation, molecular function: glycosyltransferase activity. NCBI's taxonomy places the organism in Eukaryota, Viridiplantae, Streptophyta, Magnoliopsida, Poales, Poaceae. The transcript is spliced from 2 exons.